Molecule: messenger RNA, 603 nt
Organism: Paraglomus brasilianum
Lineage: Eukaryota; Fungi; Glomeromycota; Glomeromycetes; Paraglomerales; Paraglomeraceae
Source: the annotation of a GenBank genome assembly
AUGAAAGAAAUCAACCAGGCUUAUGAGAUUUUAAGUAAUCCAGAAAAACGUCAGAAUUAUGACCGUUACGGCACUGCCGAAGGUUUUGCUCAGGGUCCGCCCGAAGGCGGAUUUGGCCAGGGGGAAGAUUUUUUUAAAGACAUUUUUGACACUUUUUUUGGCAGAAGAGAUGAUUACGCGAGUCGGGGAACCCAUACUGGAGAUAGAACCCGUCCUCAGGCCGCGAAUGAUAUUUUAAUCAAUAUCACCUUAACUUUCAAAGAGUCAGUAUUAGGAGUCAAAAAAAAAGUAAGUUUGGAGUUAGAAAGGGCUUGUAAUGCUUGUCAGCAAACAGGAGCAGCCUCGCGCAGUGAUAUUGGAGAAUGCCCGACCUGUCAAGGUCGAGGAGUAGUUAAUACUAUUCAGAGAACAGUUUUAGGAGCAAUCCGCACUCAAAUUACCUGUUCUCGUUGUCAAGGAGAAGGAAAGAUAAUUAAAAAAAAAUGUCGAGAGUGUGGUGGAAAAAAGUUCGUGACUCAGAAAGAAACUAUUGAAUUUAGUAUUCCGCGCGGUAUUCAACCAGACAAAAAACUACGCUAUCAAGGAAUAGGUAAUGAUGGCUGA